Rhodofomes roseus is the source of this 1114-nucleotide messenger RNA. RefSeq lists its product as uncharacterized. The transcript is spliced from 5 exons. Bases 55 to 684 code for a protein of 209 amino acids. The record is from RefSeq and is a predicted model, not a curated record. NCBI's taxonomy places the organism in Eukaryota, Fungi, Basidiomycota, Agaricomycetes, Polyporales, Fomitopsidaceae.
CGCUCCAUCAAUACCAUUUCUCGUAGAUCGAGACUUUGCUGGUCUACUCUGAAUAUGUCUUCAUUCAGCUGUUUUGUCGCAGGAAGCUGCACCUGCUAUCGCCAAUUCUCAAAUAAUACGUAUGUCGCCCCAGAGGAACAGGCUGUGGCUACGCAGAUCGACGUGGUAUUGCUACUACUGCGGGUGGAUAGGCUCACAUGUCUUGGCUACAGUAGCUUUUGCUGUUGCACCCAAGUGACAUAUCGCAUGCAAGCAGGAGCAAGGAAACGGACCGGAGCAGCUCUGGGCUAUAGAACGGACGGCCCAACGGCUGUGCGCGCGCCGGCAAUAGCCACUCUAAUUUGGUUGAGACAAAUGUCUUCAUGCGCCCCCAUGCUGUAUACUCGUGUGCACAGCCCCGCGAGUCGCGCCGAAUACACGCAGCCGCGUCUGGCCGCCGCCCUUGUUUCCCCGUUGCAAUACGGCCCCAAUAGAAACGUUCCACGGGAGGUGGAGAACAUCACGGUUUAUGGCAUGCGGCCUUGUGUCACCCGUCGGGCCCUCCCGUUCGAGCCGCUGCUGAUGGUCGUCUGGCGUGAAGGUCCCAGUGCCAUACUCGAUCUCGAGUUCACGCCUGACUGGCCUGCUCUUGGAAUGACCGUUGGAACGUUGACUGGUCUGUGUUCCAUUCGCAACCGUUUCUAGCGAGCAACAGUCAAUCCGUCAGGCCGUUGCGCAGGUCAAGACGCUCCACAGCAUUAUUAUGGAAGUAUGGAGGUCUCGCCUCAUCAAUCCGUUGUCCGUCUACAAAUGUUUAUGUGCACCGGACAAGCCAACAAGUAGGACCCAAACCGGCAGAUUUGUCAUACAUCUGUGUCCUUUGUAUCAUCACUGAUACCUGGCGAAUUGGAUCACUUCGUAUUUAAAAUGAGAAGGUGGAGACAUGGCGGGUAGCAUUGCACAUUGACCCCGGUUUUUAGGGCCGAACACAUACUUGAAGCAUGCGACAUCGCUGAUGUUGGCCUGGAGACAAAUCGACCGUGCUCCGAGUCUACAACUAGUGCAAGUAGCAAGUUACGAACUCGAUAACAACGGGGAAUUUAUGAUAUGUAUCUUAUCUCGCGCUGACUGCCGG